This is a messenger RNA of Anopheles coustani, 2557 nucleotides long. RefSeq lists its product as uncharacterized. The record is from RefSeq and is a predicted model, not a curated record. The transcript is spliced from 3 exons. The coding region runs from base 46 to 2385 and encodes 779 amino acids. Gene Ontology annotation, cellular component: mitochondrion. Gene Ontology annotation, biological process: carnitine biosynthetic process. Lineage: Eukaryota; Metazoa; Arthropoda; Insecta; Diptera; Culicidae. Gene Ontology annotation, molecular function: trimethyllysine dioxygenase activity; iron ion binding.
UUUAGUUGUUUCUAAUCGAGAUCUAGUUGAGCGCGUCUACCAAAAAUGGCUCACUUACGGCAGUGCUGUGUGCCGUGCUGCAAAAACGAAAAGUUUUCCCUGGUGCACAAGUUUCCCUCGGACAACGAGCGUGCCGAGCGCUGGCGUCAGGCGUUGACCAUCGAUAACUUCCUUGGGAUGCCGAUCGAGGUGAUCCGGAAGCGGUACUUCGUUUGCUCACGCCACUUUCGCGAUUCGGACUAUAAAAAUAAAGCCUCGCGGAGCCUCAAUACGACGGCGGUGCCGUCGAUCAAUCUGUUCGCGCUGGACGCGCCGGAAGGUUUGAGCAGAAAAAUACCGUCUCCUGUGCGGCCUCCGAUGGUAGCCUACUUUCGAGCCAGCGGUUCCAGUGUGACGGAGCAAGCGGAGCAGGAGGUGACGCUGAUAGAAGCAUUAGAAGAACCGGUGCACCAUGAUCAAGACGAUAGGACACUAUCCGAGUUUAUCAAAACGGAGGAAUUUAUUCAGCAGCACGAUCAGCAAAGUGAUAAAUCGUCAUCAAUAACCUAUGAGUUGAAUAAUUUUAUCGAUGAUAGCUUUACCAGCGAUCCCACUAUCACCAUGACAACCAUCACGAAAGGCGAAUUGCUUGAAGCGACACCUACAGCCACCGAUUCAAAUCGAGAUCUUACCCUUCAUUCCUCAUGCAGUGUGACAGGAAAAAGGGCGCUGCUUAAACGCCCGCAUUCCAGCAUUUCCGCAGAUGUUAUUACGGUACCGAUUAAGACUGUAACGCAAGGAAGCACACCUACACCCUCACUUGGCAAGCAGGGCAGAUUUUUCCCUCGCCAAUCGCCCCUACUGGCGCCGGUUGUCACCCCCAGCGAACCGAUCGUAUUAAAGCGGAUCAAAAUGACCCCUUUCGUGAAAGAACGAAAGCAAAACACGACUAGUUGCGCAAUGACGCAAACGGGCGAUUGGCAGACGAGCACUGAUAAUGGUCGGACCGAAGCAGGGAACCUCUCGGAGGGGGAGCCAGAGCACGAGAGUACCGAGAAUGUUCCCGUUGCGUCGACCCAGUCAACCAAAAUCCUUGCCCUGCUGGAGUGUACUCCGGAGAAUCUACAACGGUUGCAAAAGAAGCUGAACAAUCAGGGAGGCGCACUUUGUUUAGACGAACGAUUACUUCAUCUCGACGAUGAUGAAACCGCCCGAGAAGAGGACAAAGCGAUGGCCCCGAGCAAAGCGGACAGCAAGUCGAAGUUCUUGACGAUUCGCAACGCGCAAACGCAGGCGACGACCUCAGUAAGCUACGUGUGGCUGCGCGAUCACUGCCGGUGUGCGGAGUGCUACAAUGCCACAACCUUCCAGCGAUCGUACACGAUCCUCGAUUUACCACUGGACAUUGAGCCGGAGUCGUGCAAUAUUAACAACGAGCGCAUCGAUAUUACCUGGAAAGAUGGGCAUCAGUCUACGUACGAUUUGAAUGAUAUUUUCGAAAAUAAACGCGACUCGUAUUGGAAGCGGUUGGCGGAACGACGUUCGCAGCUCGUCCUCUGGGAUCGCGCGCUUAUCUCGGCCAGCAGCAGCAAUGGGUCCACCAAGGCGCCCGGCUACGCACGUGUCACGCUGAACGAGCUGCUCUGCGAGGACGACGUGAUGCGGCAGGUCGUCCGCAGCCUCGUGACGUACGGUGUCGCGUUCAUCACCAAGGUGCCGCCGAAUCAGCAAAGCACCGAGAUAGCGGUGAAACGGAUUUUCCCCAUUCACCGUACGCUGUUCGGGGAAAUGUGGACGUUCAGUGACACGAUGGACCACAGCGAUACGUCGUACACGAACGCGUACCUCGGACCACACACCGACAAUACGUACUUCUGCGAUGCGGCCGGACUGCUCGUCCUGCACUGCAUUCAGUUCAAUGGGACCGGUGCGGAAUCGAUCCUGCUUGAUGGUUUCGAGGCGACGGAGCGCCUUCGCAAGGCCGAUCCGGACGCAUUCGAGCGGCUUUGUACGUACCCGCUGGAGGCGGAGUACAUCGAGGAGGACAAGCACCAUCGGUACGUGGCACCGGUCAUCCGGCGGCAUCCAUGCUCGAACGUCGACAAUCCUGACGAGAGUAUCGUCGAGCAGAUACGCUUCAAUCUGUACGACCGGGCACCGCUGAGGACGCUACCGCCCGAAACGGUGCCACAGUUUUACGCUGACUAUCAGCAACUGGCGCGCGAAAUCUCCAACGAAGAACUGCACUGGAAGUUCCAGCUUACGCCCGGCACGGUAAUGAUAUUCGACAACUGGCGCCUACUGCACGGCCGGAUGGCGUACCGUGGGAAGCGCGUCAUGACGGGGUGCUACGUGGCACGCACCGAAUUUCAGAGUGUUGCCCGAACGAUGGGGCUGAUUGAGUGAUUCAUCAUUAGAAACCUAACGAAUGCGUGUUGGAGCAGCAGGAGACAAGCAUCGAGUCCAUUGAGUUCGGAUUUUUUUUUUUAAAUCUCCCCGAGCAACAAGGGCAAUCAAAUAUUUGUUGAUAAAUGAAUAACACAAAAUAAUGAGUGAAAAUACAGUGGAAACAUUCUAA